AUGUGCCGCGAGGCCAUCACCAUCGCCCAGUGUGCGCCUGAGGUAUCCCCCGUUCUCGCCUUCUACUGCGCCAAGCUCCAUCUCGUGGCGAAGGACCGCAUCAUCUGUGACGCCGCUAAGGGAAAAUGCAUUUGCUUCUUUGGCUCUUGUGGUACUAUUGAACGCGAGAUUCCCACCAAGGGAAUCAAUCUCGGCGAGGUUGUCAAGGCGCGUUGUGCUGAGUGUACUCCUCGCGAGCACCGAGUUCGCGACAUCCCCGCUCAGGAGAUCCUCGAGUCCGUUCUUCUUCGCUCUACUGACGGCCAGAAUGGCUGGGAGGAGCGAUCCAAGCUCCUUUCUGAGCUUUGGCUCAACAAGACUGCAUGCCCUUACCACGUCGGCAACUCCGCUGAGCCUGUUGCUCCUGUCAUCAACAUCACAGAGAGCAUCCAUCUCGACACCGAAGUCGGUCACUUUGGUACCGGUCUGAGCGCUGAGUCUGCUGGGCCUACCGACUCCACUCCUGAGUCUGCUCUUGAGCUCAAGCCAGCCUUCGAAGCUACUGUCGGAAAGGACGUUGGCGAAUUCUCUAGCUCCGAUAAUGCUGCUAUGAAGGAUGCCUCUUCAUCUUCUGUCGGGACUGUCUUCACCGAGCCCAUCUUCACCGACUCCUUAGUGGCUGAACCCGCUUCUACUCUCGCCGAUGAGUGGACUGCUAACGCGGGCACCGUUAACACUGCUGAUGAGUGGAAUACCAACACCGCUCCCGCUGGUGAGCAGGAUGGCAACGCCAACAAUCACGCUUCCGACUCUGGAGCCAAGAACAUUCUGGACCCCGACGAGGUUGGCAUUUCCACCAGCCGCUGGGCCCCCGGCAAUUCUCCCACCACCUCCAAGCCAACCAACCCAGCUGUUGACUUCAAGGAGCCUGAGAGUGGAGAGGAGCAUAACCAGGCACAAGAGCAGGUACAGACUCCUGUUAUCGCUCCCUCUCGCCGUGCCGUCAACUUCUCCUACAAUCCCAGCAAUGCUGAAAAACUUAUGGAGACCGCGGAGAUUUUUGCCAACCUGAAGAAAGCCUUUCUCAUGGGUAAGGCUUAA
Messenger RNA from Fusarium musae, 1080 nucleotides. RefSeq lists its product as uncharacterized. The transcript has 2 exons. The record is from RefSeq and is a predicted model, not a curated record. Lineage: Eukaryota; Fungi; Ascomycota; Sordariomycetes; Hypocreales; Nectriaceae. The coding region runs from base 1 to 1080 and encodes 359 amino acids.